Molecule: messenger RNA, 4716 nt
Organism: Osmerus eperlanus (European smelt)
Lineage: Eukaryota; Metazoa; Chordata; Actinopteri; Osmeriformes; Osmeridae
Product: T-cell surface antigen CD2
Exons: 6
Coding region: 134-1378 (414 amino acids)
Source: RefSeq, a predicted model, not a curated record
UGCUGGGCUACAACGACUCGCAGAGGAUCAAUAUGUUCGUCUUUUAACAGUCCCUUUGACUCAUUUUGUGGAUGAAGCGUGUCAGUCAGCUAUGAUGUCCAUCAGGUCAAAGUGAGGCUGUUUGUAGAGAGACAUGGAAGUGGUGCUUCUGCUGUUUCUGCUGGCGGGAGCGUCUCAUGGUAUUGAGACAUCCUGUGAUGCCAGACAGAAUGGAUCUCAGUGUUACGGAGCUCUGAAUGGAACUGUGUAUCUGCAUCUGACGGACAAAAUCAGUGGAUAUCACAUUGCAUUAACUGGAGAUCAUAGAAAACGAGUCUUCAAAACGAAGAGUGGGAACAUUGUUUACUAUAAUAAAAAAAACGAAGAAACAACUGAUCGCCGUAUUUACUUCGAGAAGAAGAAUGGGACACUAAGGAUCAAUAAAAUAAAGAAAGAUGAUUCUGACAAUUACACCCUAAAAACAACUCAAGGAAAUUCAAGAAACAUUGCAACACAUACAUUACAACUGUUCAUUGAAGCCCCUGUGUCCUCCCACAGGCAGGUCAUCUCAGAGUGUCUCCCCCAGGGAGGGAUGAGGAUGUCCUGCUCCUGUGAGGGGGACAGUCCCCGGUACAGCUGGACUCUGGAUGGACAAGCGCUGAAUGACUCCAGGGUGGUCCAUGAUGAAGAGAGAAGCAGUGUGACUCUGGAGAGAGGCACAGUAGGAAAGCUCACCUGUACCAUCAACAACCACAUCAGUCAGGCCACUGUGGACAUGGAUGUCUCAACAUGCAAUGGUACAAUAUACGUAAACUGCACAUCAUCCAAUGGGACAGAGGUAUCAGACUGGGUCAGUCCCACUGGUCCUAACCUGUGUACCAGAUCUACCACCACAAACCCCACCACCCAGACAGAGAGCACCACUCAGACAACCUCUGGUAAGGGGACUACCAACGUAGCCACCUCCAGACCCUCCAAUCACACCACCCAGGGCCUGGCCAGGGCCUCUAGUAAUGGCACUGGGGACUUUAGGACCCAGUGGGACUUUAAUAUGAUAGUGAUCGUAGCAGGGUCAGUGGCUGGAGUCCUGCUCCUAGCUGUCCUUCUGGGCAUUUACUUUGUGCUGUGCAGAAAGAAGACUGCUGCUUCUGCAGAAGAUGAAGGUGAGGUGACCUACGCCGAUGUCCGAUUCGUGAAGAAGAACCAGGAGAGACAGAAGAAGAAGAAGCAGGCUCCUGUUGAGGUGGAGUACGGCGAGGUGAAGGUGUCCGGGGCCGCCGGGCGUCAGGAGGAGAGCCCCCGCGGGGAGGUGGAGUAUGGCGAGGUGAUGAUCAUGACACGCCCCGGGAGGAAGGUGGACAAGCCUCAGGAGGAAUGUGUGUAUUCCUCCGUACGCUAACACCGUGCCUUAACUGCCCUACAGUUAUUUAUUUUUUAAACGCAAGCGAAGGUGAAAAGUCUUGGCAACAUUGAGCGUCCCGGUACCCUCCGCUCUCAUGCACUCUCAUGAACAGUUAGUUCCGAUCAAGUAAUUUGAUCGGACAAAAUUUGAUUCGUGCUAUUAUUUGGAGAUAGCAGUAGGCCUACCAGGACUUUAAAGUGUGUACUCUGCUUACAUUAAUGACCGUUACUGUAUCUAUCUAUCAAGAUGUUGACACACCGGAAUAUGCCACCAAAAAGACAACAGAAUCUCAUUUCGAUGUUUGUUCACGGGCUAACUUCAACCACGCCCGUAACUGCCAUUAGUUUCUCAUAUGACGUGGAUACUCUGGUUCGGACAAACUGACGCUUGGCAAGAUGGAUUCUCGCAUGGUCAUGAUCUCCAGAAUCUAGCUGUCUAUCAUCUAGCUUUAAUUUCGUUGUUAUGUGCAAUGACAGUAAAGGUUCAUUCAAGGUUAACGUUAUCUUUAAUUUGCAAACGUCUUUACAUUUACAUUUAGUCAUUUAGCAGACCCUCUUAUCCAGAGCGACUUACAGUAAGUACAGGGACAUUCCCCCCGAGGCAAGUAGGGUGAAGUGCCUUGCCCAAGGACACAACGUCAUUUUGCGCAGCCGGGAAUCGAACCGGUAACCUUCAGAUUACUAGCCCGACUCCCUCACCGCUCAGCCACCUGACUCCCAAACAGCUGACAUGAUUGAUAGUUCAGGCUAUGAAUAUAUGAGUGAGCAUAGUGGUCUUCACUAGAGCAAUUUUUUAUUAAGUUGAGUGACUGAGUACAUCCUAAUACCUAAGACGUGAACAUUUCGAACACUUAGGCUACUGCAAGUAAUGUUAAGUCUUUAUUUGACCCUUUACUCAGGGGCCUGUUUCCUCUGUCUAUCUGUAACUUCCUCUGUUAUAACGUCUGUGUCGGUGAAGUAUCUGUGGUCACUGAAAGAACACGAAUAGUUUCCAUAACAGAGACUUCUCUUUUUGUCCAACACAUCUCUCAGAUUUUUUUCCCCGAUUUUUUUUAAUUGUGUUUUUUGGGUUCUUACUUGUAAGGAAAUGUAAAUAGUUCCAUAUGUAUAUACUGUAUAUAUUUUUAUGUUAAGUAAGAUAAAUUCACGGGAUGAAUCUCAUUAUUUUAUAAAUUCUUUACACAAUUAUAUAUUUAUGUAAUCACAGCUCUGGAAGAAACUAAGAGACCUCUGCGCCUUAAAGUGUUGAAAAGGACAAUAAUGAGUGAGGAUCAGACUGGUAAAAUGUAAUCGGCCACGGCCGAUUUUACCCUGAUGUUCCUCACUCAAAAUGUUCCUUCUCAACUUAUUUCAAAAGGAAAGAAAAAGGUGCAGUGGUCUCUUAAUUUUUUCCAGAGCUGUAUAUCAUUUUAAUGGCACAAGCUUUUCAUACUAAGGCGAUAAAAAGAGUGUUUUCCAUUAAAUCCCUUGGGGUCCUCAUUGACGAAUCGCUCAACUUUAAAUGUCAUAUCGACUAUCUUGUAAACAAACUGUCCAAAUAUGUUGGCUUGUUCUAUAAGAUCAGACAUUUCCUUCCUCUGCCCUUCUCACGCUGUAUAAAACUCUCUUUGAACCACACCUUAACUAUUGUAAUGUGAUAUGGUGCAACACUUUCACCAGCCAUCUUAAAAAACUUAUAUCCUUGCAAAAGAAAGUCAUACGGGCUCUGUCUUGGUCAGAGAUAAAUUCUCCCACCCAACCUCUAUUCCACAGUUUUGAGUUAUUAAGACUGACUGAGCUAAAUGAAUAUCAUAAUGCCUGCCUUAUGUUCCAAAUUGUCAACAGACUGAACAGACUAGAUUGAGUAGUCUUGUUCCCAUCUCCAGCCCCCAGCAUACAUACCAAACGAGAAUCAAACCACUCAUAUCAGGAAAAUGUCGCCGACAUGUGCAAGCCAAUAUCAGUGUUGUCUGUAGGGGGCCGCAGAUCUGGAACGGGAUUGAUGAAGGCCUCAAGGUGCUGCCCUCAUCUCCAACUUCAAAAGACAACUAAAAAAUCAUUUCUUAUCAACCUAUACCUGAUAUAAAAAAAUAUUUUUUCAUGAACUACUGGGAUGUAUGUGUAUGAUUGAAUGUAUGUAAUGUUAUGUAUGUACUUGUGCGCCUUUUGCGUGCAUCUACUUAUCGUCAUCUGUGGUAAUUGGGUAUCCUAUAGUCUGUACCACGACCCUUUCAUGAAUCAUCGGCCCCCUCCUAUAAGCUUUCCUAGCUUCUUUGGGGGACCCUUUCACUCUACCCAAUUGGUCUUGUACCCCAACUGUAUUAUUGUAAUAUUUGAAGUGGUAUUGUGAAUAAAUAAAUAAAUAAAUAAAUAUGAGUGGUGAAAAUUCAACUGUAACUAUCUACCAGUUUCGGGUGUAAAAAAACUGCAUUUGUACAGCGUGCUUCAGUGGUUUACUGGGUACAGUGCCUACUACCAAGUAACACAUUGCAUUUGGUUCUUUUCCCCCUCUCUCUCUGUCUUGCGUUCUUGUCUCUAUCAUCAUAAGUCUGGUAAAAUAUCUAUAUUUGUUGCUGCACUUCCAGUCAGGUGACAUGACUUCCUAUUUAAAAUCCCCCAGUGGCAGCUUAUCUGAAACCCUCAAAUGUGGACACAUUCAUGUUGCAACAAUUUUCCAAACCCUGUAACCACACAAGGGUGCUGGCCUGCAUGACCAGUACUGUUACUUUAUUAUCAGCCACAGUGAGGACAUAUUAAAAAAAUCUUUAAGCAAAAAUAUACAGCUUCAAAUGUAAUUGUCAUGCCAGCACAUAUUUUUGUGAUAUGAAUCAACGUGGAAGUCAUUGGAAUAAUAGUUUACAUGUUUUUGCAUCAAGCCUUUUGCUUUCAACAGGUCAAUGAGUAACAUGGUUUCGGUGCACUGCCUUGAAUAUCUCAUGUCAUGUACACUAGCAUUAUGUAAUACAACCGGAUCCUUGUGUUAACAACCAUUCAGUGACUGGGCAUGGCCAGCACACAGCUCCAAAUACCUUCAGAAUCAGAAUUAGCUUUAUUCGCCAUGUAAGUUCACAUGUAAUUUUUUCUUAUGUCAAAUUUCUCUUGUGGAAUAUCAAUGAGCAGCAGGUUUCUUGGCAAAAAGCAGUUGCAAAAGAGAUCAAAACGCCAAGCAGAAGUGUCUCUACUGUCAAUAAUGAGUAAACUAUUAGUUACUAUUGAGUCUUCCUGCCUGAACCACAAAAACAUUCCACUUGCUGACUGGACAAACUCAGUGUGCUGCAUGUGCUGCAUGUUCUGAAAUCGACAAGAAGUAACUAUUGUUGACACUCUUCUCUCAAACACUCCAUGGGUUCAGAAAAA